Messenger RNA from Sardina pilchardus (European sardine), 716 nucleotides. RefSeq names its product dynein light chain Tctex-type protein 2. The record is from RefSeq and is a predicted model, not a curated record. The coding region runs from base 125 to 634 and encodes 169 amino acids. NCBI's taxonomy places the organism in Eukaryota, Metazoa, Chordata, Actinopteri, Clupeiformes, Clupeidae. The transcript has a single exon. Gene Ontology annotation, molecular function: dynein intermediate chain binding. Gene Ontology annotation, cellular component: cytoplasm; cytoplasmic dynein complex. Gene Ontology annotation, biological process: microtubule-based movement.
GUAAUGCAGAAAAUUACCAACAACAACAACCCCGGCAUCGUUUGACAGGAGAGAGUAACAGAGGAUACUUUUCUUAAUUUCUGUCGAAAGUCAAAGAGCAUCACCACCUGAGAAGUCCGUGACAAUGUCCACUACAGAUAAACCUCGUGUUGAGCGAAGAGGCAGUCUUUUGAAAAAAAGCAGCAACUUAGACCGACCAAAGGUCUCAAAUGUCGACGUCGAGGUGGACGAUGAUGACGGACAUCACAUGAAAGGCUCAACAGUUUGGAAGCCUAAAACAAAGUUGGCCUGUACUUACCGAAUGGGACCCAUGCGUAAGUUUCUGCCACAUGUGGUGAAAAGUAAAGCUCAGAAGAUUCUCGACAAAGCUUUAACUAACCUGACUUAUGACCACGAUAACUGCCGAGAAGUGGCUGAUAAAGUAUCCACGGACAUCAAGGCUUUUCUAAAGGAGCAAGUGUUCGACCGAUACCGGUAUGUGGUCAGGGUGAUAAUUGGCGAAAAGAAAGGACAAGCUGUAAAGGUCGUGGGUCGUGCUCUCUGGGAUCAAGAAAAAGACAAUUUCCUGACUGUCACUCACGAAAACCGUCAUUUGUACGCUGUGGCUAUGAUGUUUGCAGUGUAUUUCGAAUGACAGUAAAACUGGAACAUGACACAUGUUUAAAUAUUCGUUUGUGUACGAAUUUUACGAAUUAAAACUAAUGCUAUUUUGAUCA